This is a messenger RNA of Aricia agestis (brown argus), 10177 nucleotides long. RefSeq names its product filamin-C (gene jbug). The coding region runs from base 188 to 8899 and encodes 2903 amino acids. The transcript has 56 exons. Gene Ontology annotation, molecular function: actin filament binding. Lineage: Eukaryota; Metazoa; Arthropoda; Insecta; Lepidoptera; Lycaenidae. Gene Ontology annotation, biological process: actin cytoskeleton organization. The record is from RefSeq and is a predicted model, not a curated record.
AUGUGCCCAGACCGUACGCAUUCGAGUACUGACAAAUUAUCAUUUCUGUCGAUUUUCCGUGAUCGCUGUGAAGUGUUGUGUUUAUAACUUUGUAUUGGUGUAGUGACAGUGUUUUAAGGAUUCGUCCAGUCAACUAGGUGUGUCGUAAGCGUAACGAUAAAAUAAUGAAGAAACUUCAGUGAACACCAUGGAGGGGGUUCGGGUGACGAACCAGGGGCUGAAGGCCCACACGCCGGAGGGGUCCGCGGGCCGCAUCACGCAGGCCGGCCUGGCCGCCCGCAGCCCAGAGGGCACCGCGGCCAAGGCCAUGGCCAUCAAAGGCCACGAGGACCUGUGGGUCGAGAUACAGGCCAACACGUUCCGGAACUGGGUCAAUGAGACCCUAAAGCCUAUGAACAUUAAGGUGGUCGACUUAGUAGAAGACCUCAGAGAUGGGACAGUUCUGUGUUCGCUGGUGGAGGCGCUCCAGGGGCGGCGGCUGAAGGGCUGGAACUCCAAGCCCACGAACCAGCACCACCGCCUGGAGAACGUCACUACAGCUCUCCAGGCGAUAGAGGACGAUGGCGUCAAACUAGUUAAUAUCGGGAACGUGGAUAUCGUUAAUGGGAAUUUGAAGCUGAUAUUGGGACUAAUUUGGUCCCUAAUCAUGCGAUACCAGAUCGGCAGGAGCAAGUUCCCCCCAAGGAAGCUGAUGCUGUCGUGGCUGCAGGCGGCGCUGCCGGAGUGCCGCGUGUCCAACCUGACCACGGACUGGAACAGCGGGGUCCUGCUAUCCGCGUUGCUGGACUACUGCAAGCCGGGGAUAUUCCCGCACUGGAGAGAGUUGAACCGUCACGAGGCCAUCGAGAACUGCCGGCGGGCGAUGAAGCUGGCCCACCGCGAGUUCGACGUGCCCAUGGUGCUGGAGCCCGAGUACCUGGCCUCGCCCUGGCUGGACGAGUUGUCCGGCAUGACCUACCUGUCCUACUUCAUGAAGCCUGACUCGCCCGGAGUAAGGGCGACCCUGGAGUGGGUCAACUCGAGGCUGGAGCGCGCCAUCACGAAUUUCACGACGGACUGGAACGACGGCCGCGUCGGAAACGAGUUGGUGCGGUCGCUGGGCGGACCCGCGCCGCCGCCAAGCCGCCUGCGCCGCGACCCCGCCAGGUGGGAGGAGAACAACCAGAUGGCGAUAGACGCUGGGAAGAAGUUGGGUGUCCAACCAGUCCUGUCGGCGAAGGACAUGUCUCAGUCUGACGUGGAGCACCUGGGUGUGAUGGCGUGGGCGUCCCAGUUCCGCAACGUGCCGCCGCGCCCCCCCGUACACGAUAUGCUGAGAGUCGCAUUAGACUCCACCUCGGGAAGAGUCGGGGAACCGACCUACAUCAAGAUAGAGAGUAUAUCGAAUGAGAUAUCUAUCUCGGACAUCAAGGUGUCCAUUGUCAACCCGUUGGAGCAGGAGUCCCGGCUGCGGUGCGACGCUAAGGGCGCCGGCGAGUUCGUGCCGGAGCACGCCGGCAUGCACGAGAUCGUCCUCACCGUUGAUGAUAUCAGGGUAGACGGCAGGUACUUCUUCCGAGUGCUGCCUCGUCUCGUGUCGGUGCCGCCGCCGGGCAUGGCGCCCUGCGCCGCUGGCAGUCUAGUCGAAGUGCUAGUCAGUGCUACAGGAGCACCGCGAAGACAGGACAUCGACGUCACCGCGCACUCGCCGAGCGGGCGCGCGGUGCCGCUGCAGCCGCGACAUCCGCCGCCCUCCGCGCCCGGCACCACCGCCUCCAGCGCCACCUUCCAGCCCGACGAGCCUGGAGUAUGGACCAUUGCGAUUACUUACAAGGGCGAGCACAUACAGGGUGGUCCUUUUACGUGCGAGGUGUUCGACCCGGCCGGCGUGCGGCUGAGCCCCGGGGCGCUGGAGGGGGCGGAGCCCCUCAAGCCCCAUUCUUUUGAACUAGACACGAGUGGAUGCGGCGUCAAAGGGGAUUUGCAGCUAGACAUCGUUCACGACAAGAGGAGUGUUAUGUGUGCGCUGGAGAAGUUAUCUGCCACCAAAUAUCGCGCCACAUUCAUGCCGAAAGCGGCGGGGAAACACAGGCUAUACAUCUACUUCAACGGCUACGACGUUCAGGGCUCACCCCACAUCUUUAAAGUGGGUUCCCGCUCCAGGAGGCCUCGGGAUAGCACCAGCCCAUCUUCCCCGGCGUACGCCAGGAUAUCUAGUCCAGCAACAAGACUAAGAUCGGAGAGCCCUCACAACUACAAUCUGUACGAGAGCAACAAACACAGCUCGAUAGACCGCCGAGAAGACCGAAGCACGGACUACUACAAGUCCUACAUGGAUAAAGACAAGUCCUACAUAGACAAAGACAAGACCUACAUUGACAAAGACAAGACCUACAUUGACAAAGACAAGUCCUAUAUAGACAAAACCAAGUCCUACAUAGGCAAAGACAAGUCCUACACUGACAAAGAAAAGUCCUACGACGUCACGGACUCUUACACGAAAGUACACAAGGAGUACAACUACGAUACUGAUAGAACUCGAACGGCGAGUCCAAUAACAUCGAAGCAUCUAGGGAACGGAUCGCGCCUGGAGUUCCAGACCAGUCCGUAUAGAGCCAGUAGUCCGUACCGCGCCACGAGUCCGAUCGACCGGACGUCGAGUCCACUAACGAGACGAGACAGCCCUUUGAACAGAACAUCCAGCCCAAUCAAUCGGGUGAGCAGUCCAACGGACAGGCAGAGUCCGGUGACGACCACGAAGCGUGUAGUCGAGAAGCGGUCCAACUACAAGGUGUACAGUUACAGCGGCUCGCAGGACAACCUCGACCAGAGCCCGCUGUCCUCGCUGGAGACCGACCGGGUGAAGAGAUACGGCAGCCCUACCCUAGCGGACACCGGCGAUCCGGGAGGGAAAUAUCGGACCAAAACCGGCUGGGACACUGUCGAGAAAACGCGGGAAAAAUUCAGUAAUAACAGCCUCGACUCGAGCUUCGGGCAGAGCACGCUGGACCGCGAGACGCAGCGCAACACGCAGCUGAACAAGUUUAGCGACUUCUCCAGAGACUCCUUCAACCGACACCUCGACCGGUUGGUCGACGAGCGGGACUCGGACUCCUAUACUAGUCGGCAGGAGAUCACGAAACGCGAGGUGCGGGAAAGCUCGUACGUGGUACGCGACUCGUCGUACAGCAGUGUGGAGGAGAAACAGCAGCAGCAGUCUUUUUUAUCCAAUAGGCCCCCCCGCGACCCGACCGGGGGGGCCCGCACUGAGCCGGACGCCACACACGCCCGAUUCAGACCAAUUCAAAGGGAUAUCACUAGAGGUAUCAAAGGUAUAAUCAUUAAGCCUACAUACAAAGGAAUAUUAGGACAACCUGUUGAGUUUAUAGUGGACGCGAGCUCCGCUGGUCCAGGUCAGCUGGAGCUGGAGGUGUCCGGCGGCAACGGGACACUGGUGGCCAGCUCGGUGCGCCCUCUCGGCGGACACAAGUACGUCGCCAGCUUCACGCCGCGAGUACUGCGCCCGCACUCCGUCAGAGUCACCUUUAACGACGAGCAUGUGCCAGGGUCUCCGUGGAAGGUGGACGUUAUGGCGGGGCCAGCGGGCAAUGGCGGCGGGGAGCCCACGCGGCUCAUCCCCGCGCGAGUGCCGGCCGUCUUCGAGAUCUCCACAUCACCCAACGCACCAGCUUUUAAUAAAAAUGAGGUGGGUGUGACGGUGACGGCGCCGUCGCGUCGGUCGGUGGUCUCCCGAGUGCUGGACGUGGCGGAGCGCCCUGGAGUAUACCGCAUUGAGUUCACGCCAGAGGAGGUCGGCACGCACCUGAUCGAUGUAACCAUCGGUGAAGACAAGCUGUCAGCCGGUCCGUUAGUCGCCAAAGUGUACGAUGCCAGCCUCAUCAAAGUGACGGACGUGGGCAAUGCCCUAGUAGGACAGCAAUGCCAGUUCAGAGUGGAUGCCAGCGCUGCCGGUGAAGGCCAAUUAGAAAUUUCAAUCAAUGAAGGAGAGGUUCCCAAUCAUGUACAAGUCGUUGGAGGUGGUCGCUGCCUCGUUUCAUGGAGACCAGAGACCCCAACUCCUCAUCGAGUGGAUAUAAAAUUUAAUGGAGAGCCAGUGCCUUCGUCACCGUUUGUUUUCCAUGUGGCACCUGCGCAAAGAGUCACUAUAGACACCUCACAAAUAGAAUUGAUACCUGUUGGUGAGGUAGCAUCAUGCUCGGUGCGAGUGGAAGGCUCAGGUGGUGGAGAGUUGACUGUGACAGUGAGAGGACCACGGGGGGAGGUCCCUGUGAGACUCACUGGGGAGGCGGUGACUGGUUUAGUCGCCAGUUUCACGCCCAAGAAUGUUGGCCCACACAUACUCACCGCGCAUUACAACAACCAACCUGUCCUUGGCACACCAUUCACGUGUAAAGCGUAUGACAGUAAGCUAGUCAGUGUCACCGGAGGGUCAACAGCUCGGGUGGGAGUGCCAGUACAGUUGGCGGUGGAUGCAGCACAAGCUGGUGAGGGCAACUUGGAGAUUACAGUAGCGGCUCGAGGACUGAACAUACCCACACAAGUUCAUCCACAGGGAAAUGCCAGAUUCACAGUUUCAUUUACUCCAACCGAAGCCUGUGAACAUAUUGUUACAGUAUCAUUUAAUAAGAUGAAAGUGCCAGGGUGUCCUCUUGUCAUCAAUGUAUCAGAGGGUGGCGUUAGUGGCGCCCGGGUGACACUGCCCGGCCCGGUGCCGUUGCAUCAACCCGCCUCUCUCACUCUUCACCACCCCUCCGCCACACUUGAACAAAUUGAAGUUAAUGUUGAGGGUCCGAACGGCGCGUCGGUGCCGGCCGCCGUAUCGUCGGGCGGCGCGGGCGUUUACCGGGCGGAGUUCGUGCCGCGCGCCGUCGGCGAGCAUCGUCUGAACGUGCUCGUUGAUUCCAUACCGAUACCCGCUAGCCCUUUCCAUUUAAAGGUGUAUGAUGUGACCGCUAUAAGAGUCAAAGAUGCGGCUCACGGAACGGUCGGAAAGCCGGUCACUUUUUUAGUUGAGACAAUGGCGGCGGGACCAGGUAAUCUGGAGGUGACGGUGAACGGCGGGCGCGUGCCGACGGCGGCGGCGGCGCAGGGCGCGCACACGUACGCCAUCAGCUUCACGCCACGUGACCCGCGCCCGCACACCGUCGAGCUGCGCUUCAAUGGCGACCAUGUGCCAGGCAGCCCAUUCGUGUGUCACGUGUCGGCUCCGGCGCGCGUGAUCGGCGCGGGCGGGGAGGCGCCGGACAAGGUGUCCGUGGGUGACGCGUACACGUUCAGCGUCGACUCGCCCAGCCCGCCGCACGUAGAGGUGUUGGGGCCUGCGCGAAGACCCGUGCCUGUACAGGUAUCGCCUGAAGAGACAGUUGGUGAAAAUGAAGCGAGCAAACGAUACACCAUCUCGUUCGUACCAGUCGACGUGGGAGAUCACAGUAUUGAGGUACGUGCAGGCACAAUGGGCGGUCACGUGGAGGGCAGUCCAUUCUUAGUGAAGGCGUACAGCGCAUCGCGCGUCUCCGUCACUGACAUAUCGCCCGGCGUCGUCGGACGACCUGUGUCGUUCACGAUAAAUGCGUCGCACGCAGGUGCCGGCAACUUGGAAAUUAUUGUAGCUGUGAAUGGACGUAAUGUACCAAAUUACGUUCAGAGCGAAGGAAAUGCAAGGUUCAAGGUAAACUUCAAGCCCACCGAGGCGGCCGCUCACACGCUAUCCGUCCGUUUCAACGGCCAUGCCGUGCCCGGUUCGCCGUUCACGUGCAUUGUGUCGGCGCCGGCGGCGGCGGCGGAUGCGCGCGCCACCGGCCCCGGACUGACGAGCGCGCCGAGAGGGGAGCCCGCGGAGAUACAUCUGACGGGGUUUCAUUCCGGCGAGCCGACGAUCUACGUCAUAGGUCCGGGCGGGAGCGCAGUGCGUACGCGCGUGACGGGCGCGGGUGACGGUCGCUACACGGGCACGUACACGCCCGACGCCGUCGGCCGUCACAGCGUCACGGUGCAGUGCGCCGGCCGGCACGUCCCCGGCUCGCCGUUCGUGUGCAACGUGUAUGACGUCCGACGCGUCAGAGUCGCGGGAUUGGGACCUGGUGAACUGGAAGGCACUCUAGACGGGUUAAACUUGGACGAGACGGGCGAGGAGCGUGGCGUGGAGGUGGGCAAGCCGGUGACGUUCAGCGUGGACGCGGCCGGCGCGGGGGAGGGGACGCUCGAGCUCGUCGUGUCCACGCCCUCUACUACUGUUAAAGCUGAGGUGGUCGCCGUAGCGCGCGGUCUGUACGACGUGACGUUCGUGCCGGUGUCGCGCGAGCCGCACCGCGUAUCCGUGACGUUCAACGAGCAGCCCGUGCCCGGCAGCCCGUUUGUGUGCCGCGUCAGCGAGCCGCACACAUACGUGCAGAUCGGUGGAAUCGCGACCGUGGAGCUCGAUGAAAGCAUAACCGACGUCGAAGUUGUAUCACCAUCUGGCAGUCGAAUUUCCGAGACCAACUUUGAAGAUUCCGGGCUACUAACGUUCCCUGCCAACAAAGUUGGUAGAUACAUAGUGCGAAGCAGCAAGGGACCAAUAGCUGAAGUCGAAGCCAUUGAUGCAUCUGCGGUCAAAAUUCUAUCCAUUGGCGAUGCUGUUGCUAAUCGACCAGCUGUUCUUACAGUGAGCACGCAAGGUGCGGGCGCGGGGCGUCUAUCCGCGCGCGUGCGAUGCGGCGGCACGACCGCUACACACUCUGUGCGACGUCGCGGCGGCGCGCGGUCCGACUUAGUGUGGCACCCCGCACGCGCCGCGCCGCACAGACUGACGCUGCUGUGGUCCGGCGUACCGGUGUCCGCUGACCCGCUCAUGGUGGACGUACUACCGCCGCAUCAUGGCCAGGAGGUAUCAGCGUGCGGUCUCGGUCUAUACCAGGCUCAAGUUGGUCGCGUGGCCUCGUUCAGUAUCGACACACUCGGCCGGCCCGCCAGAGAGUUUGACGUGGUCGUGUCCGGCCCCGGCUCGAGAGCGCUGCCUGUCCGUUGCUAUCAGACCAAAUCUGGCAUGCUACAAGCGGAAUAUACUAUCACGGAAGUCGGACAGAGCACUAUAGAAGUACUUCAUCUAUCAAAGCCGGUCACUGGUAGCCCGUUCACGUGUGAAUCAUUCGACCCGAACAAAGUCAUCCUAUCUGGACUACCCACUGGAAACAUCAUUGCGCCAACGCCGAUCAAUUUCACAGUGGAUACAACGGACGCGGGCGUAGGUGAGCUCGAGGUAGUGUGCGAGUCGCUGGGCGAGCGGCGCGUACGUUUACCGGUGGAUAUACGCGAGGACGGGCGUGCGUACCGCGUGCGUCUACGUCCCGCCGUGCCCGCACACUACCGCAUAUAUAUCACGUAUGGAGGUGCGCCAAUAGCCGGAAGUCCAGUAUCGCUAGGCGUGCUGAGCGGCCGCGCUAGCAACUUGGCGCGGUGUCUCGGCACGGGGCUUGCGCACGCGCACGUCGGUAAAGAGGCGGCGUUCACUAUACACUGUCCCGACGACGCGCAACCUACUGUACAGGUGGAAAGGCUAACAAACAACAAGGACGACAGCGACACGGGGUUACUGGAGUGUCGCGUGAUGGGCGGGGCGCCGCGCGAGUGGCUGUGUGCGUACAUACCGCUCGCCGUUGGCCUGUACGAGGUGCGGAUAUUCACCGCCGCCGGCCCGCUGCCCGGCAGCCCCUUCUCUGUUAAAGUGAUAGACACGUCAGCUAUAGUGCCAGUAGGCGGUUGGGGGGCGGACAACGCCGGGCGCGUGCGGGCGCCGUCGAAACUAGUGCUCGACACAAGCAACGCGGGGCCCGGCACGCUAGAGUGCUUGCUAGCUGGCAGACAUCAACGUGUGGAGACAGUGUCCGGGCGCGCAGUAGUGACGUUAGCUGCGCCUGAAGGAGGUGACAAUACGGGCGAGGCAGAGGUGGAGUUGACGUACAACGGCGCGCUAGUUGCGGGUGCGCCGCGGCGAGCGCUGCUGGCACCCGCCGGCGCCGCGGACAGAGUGACGCUGGCGGGACGCGGCCUCGCGCACGCCGCGCCGCACACGCCCGCCAACUUUACCAUCGACGGUAGUGGCGCCGGACCCGGUGCGCCCGAGGCGACAAUCCGAGCGCCGGGUGGUGAAAUACUGGGUGUGGCGUUGACAGCCGCCGCGAGCGGGCUGUGGCGCGCGACGUACACGCCGCGCCGGCCUGGCGAUCAUCUACUUAGCGUGCUGUGGGCGGGACGCCUUGUUAAAGGCUGUCCGCUCACUGUGAAAGUGGCGGCGGGUUCGGAGAGCGGCGACGCGUCGCGCGUGGUCUGCUCCGGCUCGGGACUGACGGGGGGCGUGGUCGGCCGCGACAUACGCUCGUGGAUCGACACGCGCCGCGCCGGCCCUGGCGAAUUGACUGCGCACUGCACGGGGCCUAAUAAGGUGGCGUACUGCGAGCUGUACGAGCACGGCGACGGCACGUUCACGUUGGGCGUGAAGCCGGCGGAGGCGGGGCGGCACGUCCUCAGCGUACAGUUCGCCGGGGAACACGUACCCGGCUCGCCCUUCGUGCUCAAAGUCGCCGGCGCGCCUGACCCCUCCAAGGUCCGUGUAUACGGUCCUGGUGUGGAGGCGGGCGUGCUAGCCACGUUCCAGUCGCGGUUCACGUGCGACACGCGCGGCGCCGGCGCCGGCCAGCUGACGGUGCGCGUGCGCGGACCGAAAGGCGCCUUCCGAGUUGAGAUGCAACGUGAGAGCCAGAAGGAUCGCACUAUUGUUUGCAAGUUUUCACCCACCGAACCUGGCGACUACCGUGUCGAAGUGAGAUGGGCCGGUCGUCACGUGCCCGGCUCGCCCUUCCCCGUCAUGAUCUUCGACACGCAGGAGGAGCUGCGCCGUUACCUGCAGGCCACCGCCACAUAGACGCAUUCGUGCGUACUUGUACGCAAAAUGCGUGCAUGUACGCUCACACGCAAAAAGUUUGCACGCAAACAAAUGCGUAUACGUUGUACACAUUUUAAUGUUGAUUAAGUAUCAGUUACACUUAGGCCUUACGCAACUCUGGGUUAUUGCUAUCAAGCGUAAACGACGCGUUUACGACAGUGGUGAGAGAGCAACUUAUUUGAUUCAGGGUUAAUUUCAGCCCAGUCUGGCAUAAGUGCAGUACUUUUUUAUAACAAAAACUGUCGGAAACCGUUUGUAAUAUUUAAGAAAAUUGUUGUUUGUUGAUUUGUUACAUAAAUUUAUAACGUUUUAAAUUAUUAUGUAUUGCUACCUAAAUUUUAAGAUAAGAUUACAAUAUUAAAAUGGUUUUCGUAAGUGUUUAUCUUAAGUGUAUGUUAUGUUUAAUCACCAUUAAAAUGUCAGGAAAUACAAAAGUAAUAAAGUAUAAUAAUAAAAGUUAGAAAAUAAAUGUAAAUUUUUGCUAGAAAGUAAAACAAAUUGUAAUCAAAUUUUAAAUUAGAGACCAAAAUAUUUCAUACCUCUAAUAUUUCCCAGUUCAAAAACCUAGCAAGAAACACAUCUAGUACUUAUAACCACAUCAAAAUUUUGUACAAAACUCGGAUUUGUUUCUUGUUAAGUGGUUGAAAUGCAGUAAAUAGGUCUCUAAUAUAUUUUUCAAGCCCUACUUUUGAACCAAAAUUAUCGAAGCCUAACUUUUUUAUUUAUACUAGUCUUUUAGCCCCAAACUCAAAAGCAGAAUGCCAUAAGAUAUUAAACAUGAAACGCUUAUUACGUUUAUGUUAUGGUUUUGUUUCAUGUCGUAAGUAUUUUUAUAAUGUUAUAAAACGUAUUAUGUAGUCGUAUUAACAUUUUUAUAUAAUCAAAUAUGCCCAUUUAAAGGCAGGCAACAAAUGAAUAUAAAUAAUAAGUAUCGAAUUUGUACUUACAUUUUUUUUAUUUGAUGAAUUAAAAAACACAUUCCAAUUCUGUCGUGAAGUUGUAGUUACUCUGUUUCCAAAAUAAUAGUCCACUCAAACUUCACAACAGUAUGUAUUAACAACUCCGUCCAAAUUAUCUGAUACAUAAUAAGUAUGUGUUACUAACUUAGUGAAAUAAUUAAGCAAUCUGAUAAGGCAAGUUGAAUGUAAAAUUAUAUUGAAUGCAUUAUAAUUAAUAUUUAUUAAUAAUAGUAAUGUCUAUCUUUUGUAACUAACUCUUUCUUGUUAUCGCUAGCUCUUCGUGUUGAUAUUAUUUGUA